AUUUUAAAAAAUAAUCUACAAUGUCUACAUUUGUCAUGAAAAGCAACAAGACAAGAACAUUGAGCCCCAAAGGACCUCAAAGAACAAAUUUGAAAGCCUCAAAUGUAACAUAUAAAUGCAACCGCACUUUUACUCCACGCAGAAAUCCAAAUAGAACAUUUAAUACAAGGACUUCAAAUAGAACUUUCCGUACUAGUGCAAAUCCAAUGCAAACAUUUAACAUUGAAAAUAGAAAUCAAACAUUCGAUAUGCCAGCUCCAGCUCAACAAACUUAUAAUGUUAGCAGUUCAAGAAUGCAAAACUUUUCUCAUGGAGCACAAAGCUCACUCAAUCGAACAUAUGACAAGGAAAAUCCAAUUGGUCCACAACCCGCACAUUUACAGUUUUCAUCUGAAGAGAAAAAGUUACUGAAUAGAAUCGAAAUUAUUUGUAUGGAAAUACGAAGCUUUAUUAUGUCAAUAUACAAGUUUUUCUGCAACAAUCAAGACUGCAACUGGGGAGCUAUUUACACAUUAAUUGGGGAAAUUGACUUCACAACUCAAUCAAUGAUAAAUGAAAUUUUUAUGCAGCAGUUAAGAAUUGAUGAUGAAAGGGAAGCUACUCGUUUUUCAUCCGAUCAAUCGAGUUCAAAUUUUAUUCCAAGUACUUUUGAAACUCAAUCAAGCAAUGAAUAUGGGCGUGAAAAUAGAUCAAUUUUGGAUAAUAUUCGACAACGCUUAGAUCAUUUGAAUGUCAGCGCACGUUCUACUGAUUCUCUUAUUGAAGGACUGUUGAAUAUCGAACAAACUGAAAAUAAUUUACGAAGGUUUAGGAACUAUGAAAAAAUUAAUAAUUUAACCGACAGUCAAGAGUAUAAUUUUUUAUUAAAAAAAUAA
This is a messenger RNA of Chironomus riparius, 875 nucleotides long. Lineage: Eukaryota; Metazoa; Arthropoda; Insecta; Diptera; Chironomidae. The record is from the annotation of a GenBank genome assembly.